CAUCCAAUACGAAGUUCCCUACUUUAGAUUUCUCUUUCCUUUUGGAGGGGAAACAUUGUUUUAUAUUGAAUUCUUGAAAACUGAUCCCCCCCUUCUUUAAAUUAUGUUGUUUUAUAGCUGACUAUAGUGACUAUAUUGCAGCAUGCCAGAAAUUAAGUGAAGGAACAUUUGUUCGACCAUUUUGGAAGUGAGAAUUGAAAUCUUUUAAGUUUUGGCAUUUGUUAUAACCAAACUGGAAAUUUGAUAGGAGGGUCCAGAAAUAACUCAGAUUCAUUUUAAAGUUCAUCUCUGUAGCUAGAAGAGGAGGAAUAGGUGAAUAUGGCACAGAUUCUGGCGCCUUCUUCACAAUGGCAGAUGAGAAUAGCAAAGAACUCAGCACCCGCAAGUCCCAUGACUGCAAAGAUGUGGAGUUCUCUAGUUUUGAAGCAGAACAAGAAAGGAACAGCUAAAAGCUCUGCUAAAUUUAGAGUGUUCGCCGUCAAGUCUGAGAACGGCACUAUCAAUAGGAUGGAGGAUCUUCUAAAUUUAGAUCUUACUCCGUACACUAACAAUUUCAUUGCUGAGUACAUCUGGAUUGGAGGAUCUGGCAUUGAUCUUCGUAGCAAGUCAAGGACAAUUUCAAAGCCUAUAGAACAUCCAUCUGAGCUUCCCAAGUGGAACUAUGAUGGAUCAAGUACUGGACAAGCACCAGGAGAGGAUAGCGAGGUCAUUCUAUAUCCCCAGGCAAUUUUCAAGGACCCAUUCCGUGGAGGAAACAACAUCUUGGUUAUGUGUGAUACAUACACUCCACAAGGUGAGCCCAUCCCUACCAACAAACGCCAUCGGGCUGCUGAGAUUUUCAGCAACAAGAAGGUUGUAGAUGAAGUUCCAUGGUUUGGGAUAGAGCAAGAGUACACCUUGCUUCAAACAAAUGUGAAGUGGCCUUUGGGCUGGCCUGUUGGAGGUUAUCCUGGUCCUCAGGGUCCUUAUUAUUGUGGAGCUGGCGCUGAUAAAUCGUUUGGUCGUGACAUAUCUGAUGCACAUUAUAAGGCUUGUUUAUAUGCUGGAAUUAAUGUUAGCGGCACCAAUGGGGAGGUUAUGCCAGGCCAGUGGGAAUAUCAGGUGGGUCCUAGUGUGGGCAUUGAUGCUGGAGAUCAUAUCUGGAUUUCAAGAUACAUUCUAGAGAGAAUCACUGAACAAGCUGGUGUCGUGCUCUCACUCGAUCCAAAACCAAUAGAGGGUGAUUGGAAUGGUGCUGGAUGCCACACCAAUUACAGCACAAAGACCAUGAGGGAGGAAGGAGGCUAUGAAGCAAUAAAGAAGGCAAUCUUAAAUCUGUCACUUCGCCAUAAGGAACACAUUAGUGCUUACGGUGAAGGAAAUGAGAGAAGGUUGACAGGAAAGCAUGAAACAGCAAGCAUUGACACAUUUUCCUGGGGAGUGGCUAAUCGUGGCUGUUCCAUCCGGGUGGGACGUGAAACUGAGAAGCAAGGAAAAGGUUACUUGGAGGAUAGACGUCCAGCCUCAAACAUGGACCCUUAUGUCGUGACUGCGCUACUGGCUGAGACUACAAUUUUGUAUGAACCAACACUUGAGGCUGAAGCUCUUGCUGCUCAGAAGCUGUCUAUGAAUGUCUGAUAUUUGUUGGUUGAAGAUAACCUGAAGAGACUCAGCGAGCACCACUUGGAUCUAGUUGGCCUGCGCAUGGGAAACUUCUCUCUUUUUUCUUCUGGACAGAUCCUUGUAAAUAAAGUUCCUGAUGAACAAGUAUUCAUGCCCAAGAUUGUAAAAUGGCUUCUUAGAUUGAAGACAUCCCGUGGAUGAAAAGGGUCUUCAUGAUUAGUUUCAAGUAACGAGUAAUUUGUUUUGAUGCUCAAACCAUCGACGUUUUGAACCUUUCCCUGCAGCUAAUUGAAAAUUAUGGGCAGACUUUAUCAGGCACUAUCAAAUUGAGUUCUUGAUUUA
Populus trichocarpa (black cottonwood) is the source of this 1944-nucleotide messenger RNA. Its product is annotated as glutamine synthetase leaf isozyme, chloroplastic. The coding region runs from base 319 to 1617 and encodes 432 amino acids. Gene Ontology annotation, cellular component: cytoplasm. Lineage: Eukaryota; Viridiplantae; Streptophyta; Magnoliopsida; Malpighiales; Salicaceae. The record is from RefSeq and is a predicted model, not a curated record. Gene Ontology annotation, molecular function: glutamine synthetase activity. The transcript is spliced from 14 exons.